Messenger RNA from Fukomys damarensis (Damara mole-rat), 2420 nucleotides. It is a transcript of the gene Ell, whose product is annotated as elongation factor for RNA polymerase II. NCBI's taxonomy places the organism in Eukaryota, Metazoa, Chordata, Mammalia, Rodentia, Bathyergidae. Gene Ontology annotation, cellular component: transcription elongation factor complex. The record is from RefSeq and is a predicted model, not a curated record. Gene Ontology annotation, molecular function: cis-regulatory region sequence-specific DNA binding. The coding region runs from base 1 to 1350 and encodes 449 amino acids. The transcript is spliced from 12 exons. Gene Ontology annotation, biological process: snRNA transcription by RNA polymerase II; positive regulation of transcription elongation by RNA polymerase II; transcription elongation by RNA polymerase II.
AUGGAAGGCGGCCUUCCCAGAAAUAGCCCCGGUGAGCGUGCCUGUGGCGUAAAUAAGGAUUCUGUGUCACUGAGACCAUCGAUCCGAUUUCAAGGAAGCCAAGGGCACAUCUGCAUCCCCCAGCCAGACUGCCCCGAGGAGGUCCGCACCUUCUCCUUCUACCUCUCCAACGUGGGCCGGGACAGCCCCCAGGGCAGCUUCGACUGCAUCCAGCAGUAUGUGUCCAGCCGAGGGGACGCCCACCUGGACUGCCUGGGCAGCAUCCAGGACAAGGUCACUGUGUGCGCCACCGACGACUCCUACCAGAAGGCCCGAGAGAGCAUGGCUCAGGCAGAGGAGGAGACGCGGAGUCGCGGCACCAUCGUCAUCAAGGCCGGGGGCCGCUACCUGGGCAAGAAGGUCCAGUUCCGAAAACCUGCCCCGGGGGCGAUGGACGCUGUGCCUGCCCGAAAGCGGGCGACCCCCCUUAACCUGGCGAGCGCCGUCAAGAAGAGCAGCUCAAGCGGGGCGGGGGCCGGCGUGGUGUCCCAGCGGCCCUGCCGGGACCGGGUGCUGCACCUCCUGGCGCUGAGGCCCUACCGUAAGGCCGAGCUGCUGCUGCGGCUGCAGAAGGACGGGCUGGCACAGGCGGAUAAGGACGCACUGGACGGGCUGCUGCAGCAGGUGGCCAACGUGAGCACCAAGGAUGGCACGUGCACCCUGAGGGACAGCAUGUACAAGGACCUGCAGAAGGACUGGCCCGGCUACUCGGAGGGGGACCAGCAGCUGCUGAAGCGUGUGCUCAUGCGGGGCCCUGCCUCCCAGCGGGGCGUGGGCCUGUCCAGCCCACAGCAGACGCAGGGUGGGGGGUGUCAUGGGUCACCCUGCCCUGCCCAGCCGGGCUCUGCUUCCAGGAUGGAGAGGCUGGCGGAGGACAGGCCCCGCGCCCUGCCGCCCGACGCCCUGGGCCUGAACGGAGCCUGCAGUGCCGGCGCCAGCGUGCCCACAUCCACGUCCGAGACGCCCGACUACCUGCUCAAGUACGUGGCCAUCUCCUCCUCGGAGCAGCGCCAGCGCUACAAGAACGACUUCAACGCCGAGUACAGCGAGUACCGCGACCUCCACGCGCGCAUCGAGCAGAUCACGCGGCGCUUCACGCAGCUUGAUGCGCAGCUGCGGCAGCUGGCACAGGGCUCUGAGGAGUACGAGACGACUCGGGGCCAGAUCCUGCAGGAGUACCGCAAAAUCAAAAAGACCAACACCAACUACAGCCAGGAGAAGCAGCGCUGCGAGUACCUGCACAGCAAGCUGGCGCACAUCAAGCGGCUCAUCGCCGAGUUCGACCAGCGCCAGCUGCAGGCCUGGCCCUAGCAGUGCCCCGGGCAACGGGCGCCAGGCGGAGUGGGCAGGCUGGGCUCACUGCAGACAAUAAACGCAGGACGCUCAGCUCAGUGCGGCCGCCUGGGUCCCUGCGUCCCUGGCCACCGCCAAGACUCGGGCCAGCCCGCUGCCUUUUCUAGUUUUCUAUGCGCUACCACCGAAGAGACUCGUCUAUUUUUGUACAAGAGAAAGCAGUUCUUUCUAAAGCUGUGCCUCCUCUCCUCGGACGUCCAGGUCCCUGUGCAGUAUUAGCGGUGUUACCGCUGGCCGCGUCGGGCCCCGUGGGUGUGACGUGACGGGGCCUUCAGUUUCCCCUGUGCGGCUGCUCUUUGUCCCUGUGGAGGCCGCGGUCCCCACGCCACUGGCCUCCCUCCGUCCCUCUGUCCACCUGUGGGUCCCAAGGUCACCUCAGCCAGGCCAUCGCUGGGUUUGCACUCAGGGAGGGCGGGGCCCCAGGACACCCUGUGCUGCUUUGUACUGUGCCUCGUCUCCAGUGUCCCCGGCGUGGUGGGACGGUGAGUGUGUGUGCGAGUGCGUGCGUGUGCGUGUGUGUGCGCGCGAGUGUGGCCGGCUGCUGCCACAGAGCUGGCGCCUGCGCCGUGGGGCUCCUUCCUCUGCGGAAGCCCAGCCCCUUUCAGUGGCUGUUGUGUUUCCACGAGGGCGGGCAUCUGGCGGCUGAGGAGGGCGCUGUGCGCACUCGGGAGCCGUUGUUCAGGGGUCCCCUUGAGUCUGCCACCCCCGUGCCAUGAGAGGCCCUCGUCCCAGGGGACCUCAACGUCAAGGAAGGGCUCUGCCCUGGGGCAGGCGAUGCUCACUCGCUGAUUAAAUACGGCCUAACUUAUUGAUGCUGUUUUAUUUCCCUUUGAAUGUUGUACUGUGGAGAAACUACUUUGAGCCAUGGACUUGGUGUUUACAAAGAAUUUUUCACUUUUGCCAAAUGUUACAAUCAGAAGGCGUCCGCAUCUGCAGUUUGCUAACAUUUUCUUAAGAGACCCAGGGUCCUUUUUGUACACUAAGCAGGUGAAUGCUGAUUUUUUCAUCCUACAAUAAAUUACACUGAA